UACUACACCUCAGGAACACGGCAGACCUGGCAACCCAGGUUAUCGAUGAUUCAUGCUCCAUUGUGCAUGUCUGGAUUUACAAACAGUUUAUAGUGAACGAUUAUCGAAUGCAGCAACACAAAGUUGAAGUUUUUAGUAAAGAGUAGGUUUUAUUCUGAAACUUUGCUAACAAGAUGUCCGUUUCAGUUCGGUCACUUGUGCGUUGUGUGAAGUUCCGCUGGGUCUCAGAGCGAAUAUACAGCGGGCAUAUGCGUGUAGCGGAUCAGGUGAGGCUUUACCGCGCCGGCAGCGCGGCGGCUCGCGGCUCAGGCGCCUGGCACACGGUGGACCUGCGCAGUGACACGGUGACUGAGCCGGGACAAGCCAUGCGCAGCGCCAUGGCACAGGCCAGGGUCGGAGAUGAUGUGUUCGGUGAAGACCCCACCGUUAAUGAACUGCAGACAGUGGCGGCUGAUAUGUUUGGCAUGGAGGCAGCUUUGUUUGUACCCACAGGAACCAUGAGCAAUUUGAUUGCAGUCAUGGUGCACUGCAGAGAGAGGGGCGAUGAGAUGAUAGUGGGGGAUCUCUCUCAUCUGCACAUCUAUGAGCAGGGAGGGAGUGCACAGCUUGCUGGUGUACACUCCACCACACUCACGACUCUGGCUGAUGGAACGUUUGAUCUGGAGCAGCUGGAAUCAAAGAUCCGCCAUGACUAUCCUGAUGCGCAUUACCCCCGCUCACGCCUGGUGUGUGUAGAAAACACACACAACAUCAUGGGUGGACGCGUUCUCCCUGUCUCCUUCCUGCAGCAGCUGCGCUCUAUAGCAGAUAAGUAUGGACUUGCUGUGCAUAUGGAUGGUGCAAGGCUGAUGAAUGCAGCAGUGGCACUGGGUGUGCAUCCCUCUGCUUUACUCAAACACUGCCACACGGUCAGUGUGUGUCUGUCUAAGGGAUUGGGAGCACCUGCUGGUACCAUGCUUGCUGGGUCUAAAGAGUUCAUCCAGAGAGCAGUGCGUGCUCGUAAAGCCCUGGGAGGUGGAAUGCGCCAGUCAGGUAUUUUAGCAGCAGCUGGAAAGAUUGCCCUGUUGGACAUGAUGGCUAGACUAGAGGAGGACCACAGGAAUGCCAGGACCUUUGCCAGAGCUUUGACAGAAUGUGAUCCUCCUUUGUACCAUGUGGACUUGGCUUCUGUUGAAACCAACAUCGUGCGUUUCUGUUUGCGAGUUCCUGGACUGAGUCCGUCUCAUUUCUGUGAGCUGAUGGAGGAGGUGAGCGACGAGGAGAUUGACGCUCUGGACCAGGGUGUACGUGUGCUCAUGUUCCCUCACGUCAGAGGAACAGUGAGAGCUGUGUGGCACCUCGGCAUCAGCGAGGAGGACACUCAGCUAGCUAUAAAGAAGGCCCAGUUUGUGGCCCAACAAUUUAGGAUAAAAUCAGCAAGAGACAGAUGAAAGCAAGGGAAGAAUCUUCAAUCAUCAUCAUUGUCCCUUCAAUUAAGAAGUGCUAUGAAGCAUUCUGAACCAAAUUAGCAAACAUUUGUAUUACACACCAUUUGUAUUAAACUCUAUUAAAUCAAUUACAUUUCACUAGAAUAAUAAUAAUUUAUAUUUCGAUUGGAAUAGUGAUAUAUAAAAUGAAGGUUUAUAUAAAUCUUUCAGUCUAAUUUAUAGAUACAGCAAUUCAUGUGGAUUUGAAAUAAUACAGAAUUUUACACAUUGUCUCAUUGGCCUAUAUAAAUAAGCAAUUGUUUAUAUAUAAAACCAUAUUGUUUGGUUGCUAGAUAGCAUUUCAACACAUGCUAACUUGUUAAAGACAUCUGAGGAUGGAAUAAUGUCAUUUGAGACUUAAUACCCAAUUCUAAUAUAAUGUACAUUAUUACAUACAGUAAUUUUUUUAACGUAACAGCGACAUAUGGUUAUUACUGUAAGCUUCAAAUUAUAUUAGUCCAUGUUUUAUAUAAGUCUGAGACCACUAGUGAAAAUGCUUCUAUUUUGCGUUCUUUUCUAAUUUCAAAGAAGCGUUGAAAUAUUUACAUGAUUUACAGCGUUUCUUAGUAUUUGGUACGUUCCAUUUUUGCGUAAUGAGCUGGCAUGGACUCCACAAGUUUGUGCAAAACCCUGUGAUACAUUUUAGAUCCAUCGGAGUGUCGUCUGAACACAUGCUUCAAUAGAACAGAUUAGGCAUGAGGAAAAUCUGAACUUUUGUACAAAGCAGUUAACAUGGUCAAUAUCACACAUUUGCUUACAUUUCAAUAGGGACCUAGAAAUAGUGCAGAAUCUUGACUAUUAAAUAUUCAAGAUAUUGAACAUUUACUUUUUGGUUUAAAUAUCUUAAAAUUCUAAAACCUUCUGUUUAUUUCUAAUUUUAAAUGAAAAAAAAAUCCCAGAUUUUCAGUGUGGUCUCAGGCUUUUGGACCACACUGAAAAUAUAGAUAUAAAGCAAUAUAAAUGAUGUUGUCUCUGAAUCUCUGGUGGUAAUAAGAUUGUCCUGUAGCACACGUAAUGAGGCAUUGUUAUUUUGGGAAUAAUGAGUCUGUCACCAAGGUUUGCAUAUUAAGUACAUGUAACACGUGUCCCAUAAACACACUCACACACUCAUUCUGGAGAUGGAUUGUCUUAAUGACCAGGGGGAUAUUGCAUUUGCUGUGCUGCAUGUCAAACCAGAGCUCUGAGCCACACACUAGUCACACCAUUUGAAAACAGCUGCAUUAAGAUGAGCUUUACAAGUGUCAGAGUUAAUGAAAUUCUAUGUACAAAAUGUCCAUAAAUGGUAUUGUGCUAUAUCUACUUUCUGAUUAAAUACACCUUGGAUGUGUGCACGGAAUUCAAUUAAAUAACUUUGAUGGUUAGAACAAUAGUUGCCUAUGGCAACAAUGUGCACCAAGGCAACAAUGUUCCAGUGCUACAAUCAUGUGAAUAAAUCUCUUUUCCC
Pangasianodon hypophthalmus (striped catfish) is the source of this 2910-nucleotide messenger RNA. It is a transcript of the gene tha1, whose product is annotated as threonine aldolase 1. Gene Ontology annotation, molecular function: L-allo-threonine aldolase activity. Gene Ontology annotation, cellular component: cytosol. Gene Ontology annotation, biological process: L-threonine catabolic process; glycine biosynthetic process. The coding region runs from base 174 to 1430 and encodes 418 amino acids. Lineage: Eukaryota; Metazoa; Chordata; Actinopteri; Siluriformes; Pangasiidae. The transcript is spliced from 7 exons. The record is from RefSeq and is a predicted model, not a curated record.